AUGCUUUCUAUCGUCUAUCCGAAGUGUUCCAAAGAGUAUUUCAGCGCCAUUAGCGACCUUCUCCGGAGAUAUGGAGUUGGAAAUGUUGUUGAAUGUGACUCUCUGUCUGUUCCAAGCAUACCAACUGGAUAUGAAGAGGUGAUUUUGGUGAACAGUGCUCAUCAAUUCUCAAACUCAGCCAUCCGGCGGGUGACAUUUCGAACUGCACGUUUGCCAAAGGCAUUCGUCGUCUGGGAUAGCCCACUUCAGCAACAAGUCUUCAUUAUAAGGGUUCCUCUUGCUACUUUCGCAGAACAACAGAGUAUCCACCAACAAAUUUCACCUACGAUCAAUGCACUGGUGCAACAGAAAACCUUGGUCUCCUUUACCAUGCAUGAGUUUUGCUCUAACAGUGCAACUUCCGUCGGUGGAUCUUUCUCUGAUUCAGGGGUGCACCAAUACUUUGCCAAAGUUGCGAAGGGCCGUGGUGCCCAAAAGCUGUUGGACGAAAUCCAGAUGUAUCAAUCCCUACCGGCCGAUCUGAAAGACUAUUACCCCCAGCUUCUUUUUCAAUCGGAGCAGAUGGAAACAGUUAGCAUGGGAACGCAUUUCCAAGACUUUCCCAAUAUGCGGGACCUUUUUCUGAACGGAGAUCUUUCCGCGGCCGAGGUCGCUCAAAUUCUGUCGGAAGUUCUGGAUUAUGAGUACAACAGAGCAUUCCUCGAGCAUAAACAGCCUACGCCACCAAAUUAUCUUCGCGACUAUCAUUUCCAUCGGGUCUGGCGUCGCCUGAUGAUGUCCGUUGAGAUUGAUCCUAUUUUCAGCCAGCUUCUCUCUGCCCAUUCGUUGGAGAUCAACGGCCAGAGGAUGGCGAAUAUCCCAGCAAUGCUACGAUCGAUCGAAGAUAGUGAUGAGGCGUUGCAGCGUCUAGAUCCAGGAGGCGUUUCGCCCUUCAUUCAUGCCGAUUUGCAUCUAGGGAAUAUUAUAUGCGACGUCAAAACGAACCGGUUCUGGCUUGUGGACCCGCGCGGUUAUCCCGUUUGCGAUAUCUAUUAUGAUUUGGGAAAGCUCACCCAGAGCACCUAUAGCUGCUAUGAUCUCUUGCAUGAAGGUCGCCAUGAAGUGAGAUAUGAAGUGAACGGCGAUGUAGCUACUAUCAACUACCAUUUCCUCACACCUAUCCUGCAAGAGCAAUACGCAGACCUGGACGAGCGCUUGAAGCCAAUUAUAAACCAGCUGCUCGAUGCCAACAUCGAGGGCCCCGAUGUGGACUUACGCAUUCGAUUCAAUGAAGCUAUGCAUUACUGUUCACUUAUGCCAUUCCAUAUCCAUCCAGAAGCUCAGCCAUCCCUUGCCGUUCCAAUUUUUGCAAGGGGUGCAAAACUUCUAGCGGACGUGGUUGGCCUUCUUGGCAUCAGCAUGGAUGAAUGCGCGGGCAGGCAAGCCGGCGGAAUGGAGCGCUUGGCUGAGAUGGGUCAUGCGAGAUGGUGCUUCGACAGUUAA
Messenger RNA from Penicillium concentricum, 1482 nucleotides. RefSeq lists its product as uncharacterized. The record is from RefSeq and is a predicted model, not a curated record. NCBI's taxonomy places the organism in Eukaryota, Fungi, Ascomycota, Eurotiomycetes, Eurotiales, Aspergillaceae. The transcript has a single exon. Bases 1 to 1482 code for a protein of 493 amino acids.